CAGCAGAAAGGAUGGUGAUGUCAGCCGUGGUGGUUGGUGGGGGGGUUAGAAGAAGGGAGGACCGCCUGGCCCUUUCCUGUUUCCAGCUCUCUCCUCCCCCUCCUCUUAUCAGUGCGGUUGGGAGCAGAAAAGGGGAUCAGUGGGCGAGCGCACGGAUUAACAGGCAGCCCCGAGCGAGGAGGUGGCACGGGACCACCUGGAGAACAGGCUGGCAUAGACAGGAGCAGGCUGAGCGGAAUGUUUGGAGUCCAUCAGGAGUGAAGCCGAUCCUCUUAUUCUGCGUUGAGCGGCGUCACCAUCGCAGUCACCAUGUACAGUGGAUAUGGAGGGAGUCCAUCAAGAGCGCUGUCCACCAUGUCGCUUUCAUCUCGCCCUGUCAGGCGCCUUACCUCCAGAUCUAUCACUAGGAGCCAGAGCUUCACUGGAGUCAACAGCCAGGACAAGCUUUACAGAAACCUUGCGGUGUUCAGCACCCCGGGUCUCAGCAGGAAGUCCAGCAGAGCCAGUAGAAUGUUCACAAUGUCCACCAAAUCUAACGCACCACCCAAAGUUCCACAGCCAGAGCGCCUGGAUGAAGUCUACGAGGCUCUGAAGAAAGGCCUCCAGUCUUACCUCCACUUCUGUCAGAAGGAUCUGGACAGCAUUAACAAACAGAUAAAGAAGUCAAAGAGGAACUCCAGACUGGGUUUCCUGUAUGAACAAGAUAAGCAAGUUAAAGUGAUCGAAAGAUUCAUCAGGCGACUGGAGUUUCACCUCAGCAAGGUUGAGGAGCACCAUGAAGCAUACUGCCUGGUGAGGAGGCUGAGAGACGGAGCUGACAAGAUGAUAAAGGCCUACACUGCCUCUCCAGGAAGCAAGGAGGCCAAGGAGUGUUUGGCAGAGGCUAAUAAAAGCUACAAGGAGUACACAGAGAGAAUGUGUGUUUUGGAGAAUGAGCUGGAGAGCCAGCUGGGAGAGUUUCACAUUAGAAUGAAAGGUCUCGCUGGAUUUGCCAGGUUGUGUGCCGGUGAUCAGUACGAGGUCCUUAUGAAGUACGGCCGGCAGCGGUGGAAACUCCGUGGGCAAAUGGAAAUCAACGGCAAGCAAGUGUGGGACGGUGAAAAGAUGCUGUUCGUCCCGCUCAUCGGCGAGUUUCUCACCGUGAAGGUAACAGAGCUGAAGAGCCUGGCCAACCAUGUCAUAGUAGGAAACGUUUCCUGUGACAUGAAGGACCUGUUUGCUCCGCUGCCUCAAAUGGUAGCUGUGGACAUCAAUGAUCUUGGGACCAUCAAACUGAGCCUGGAGGUCACCUGGAAUCCGUUUGACACAGAUGAGCCAGGAGGACCCAUUAGUCCGAUAAUCAAACCGACUGCUGACAGCGGCAGGUUUUCAAUACAUGUCACCCCUCUUCCUCCUGACACCGCACACCCACCAGAUCAAGUCUUCCCCAAGCCAAUCCCUAAGCACAAUGGAAAUGUCUGGUCCAACUCCUCUGAGUCUUCUGGCAACUCCCCCAGCCCUCCCCCAGCUGUCCUGGAUCGGUGCAGCUCCCCACCCCACAACGGUUUGACCAGCGACCCACCUGUGGGAAACAGCCCCUCCCCUAUACCAGACGACUCAGAGACAGCCAGCAGCCACAGCUCGGGGCAUUACUCCCGCUCCCUGAGCCACAUCAGUGAGAGCAGCACUAACGAAGCCCCCGUGGACAACAAACAAGACAACUCAUCUCUGGUCUCUAAGAUCUCUGUCAGGGACAUCAACGUGAUAAUAGACACUAGCCCCACUGCUUCAUCUGCUGACACCUCAGGAACGAGGCCCUCCAAUGAUCCAGAGACCUCUUUGCCUUGUCCUGACCUUCAGUCACCCUCCGGACAGGGCUUGGACGGUGACUUUGACUUAUACAGAGAGGAGAGCCCACAACCAGUGAGCAUAGAUCCCAUGUCUGGUUGGGAGCCGGUGGGAGAGGACACCACAGAUGACCCGUUCAGGGAGGGAGACGCUCUGCCGGACAGUGGCUUGAAGGAUGCUCUGGGAGCUGUGCUGUCCUCCCUGGAUGAUUGCAGAGGACAGUUCCCUCAGUUACAUCUCCUGGAGCAGGAGCUGCAGCUGCUGCAGGUCAUUCUGAAGGGAGGCAGGCACAACCACUCACCCAGUACGGUCAGCCUCACCGUGGAGACGGCUCUGGGUAGCUUUGACUUCCUUGACCUGUCAGAUUGGGAGGAAGAAGACGAAGUGGAGAGGAUCAUGAGGAGAAAAAGAAAGGCCAGGUCUCAGCAGCUCAGGAGUCGGGACAGCCCUGCCUCCCCACCCUCCCCACCCUCACCCCUCACCACUGGCUGCACCACCCUAGACUCCAGUCUCGUGGUCCACUUGAGGAAUUGCAGGGCUCAGCUAUUGCGUCUGGGAACCUUCGGCCCUCUGCGGUGUGGAGAGAUGUACGCUUUAGACCGACUGCAGAGGGAGAUUCCUGUCUUCGCGAUCAUCCGCAACAUCAUCAAAGACGACCCGUGUCGCCUCAGACAGGCGACUGAAGUCAUCCCUCAGCUGGGUCUGUGUUUGGGUGCUGUAUCGCUAUGGCAACAGUGUUCUGGCCAGGGCAGCAUGUACUGCUGCUCUGCUGACAUUUUCCUGGCCACGCUGUCCAAGAUUUACAGCGAUGACGUAGAUGACACAGUGUUCCUUUACAUGACCGAGCGAAUCCUGGAUCAGAGGUUACCGAGGAGAGGCAGCAGCAGAGACGGGCUGAUGGUGACGCUGUUCCAGCUCUGGAACUACCUGGAUUCCAACAAGAUCAGUGACGUGGACACACACGUGACUGAGCUGGCUAAAGAGGUGUCGUUUAUCCAGAAACUGGAGUCCUGUGACCAGGAUCAGAUUCUGGGCGCUCUGCGGCGCCCCUCAGAGGGCAGCCUAAAGAGGGAGGGGCUUCAGGCAGUGGCCAAGCUGCUCAGAGACCCCAGAGGAAAAGUGUCGUCUUCUGCCAGCAGUUUGCUGAGAGGCCUGGUCGGUCAUCCCCGACAGAGGGAAAAGGCUUUAGUCAGCUGUUUGGAGCUUCUAGAGGACAAGAACAUGGACACCAGAAUCUGUGGAUGCAAGGCUCUGGCAUGCCUGAAGGCUAAUGAGAGCAUCGAGCAACUGAUGCAUCUGUGUCAGACGGAUAGGGAGGAGGUCCGGGAUGCUGCCAAGCAAACACUGCUGCUGCUGGGCGAGGAGGGAAAGAUGGCCCACAGACACAUGGAGAUGUCUCAGGGCAGCUUACCGAGGUUCUUCGCUCCAGGAAGCAUGGCCAGCACGGCGUUCUGACCACACCAAGCCAAAGUCCCCUCACUCCGUCUCACCUCAGCUGGAGCGGCUGCUGAAGCACACCGCCUUCAUGCACCAAUCAACUGUCCUGCUCAUCAUAAAGCCUGUUGGACUGAUGGGAGACGCUCCAUCCUCUUUGACCCAGAACAUAGAAUCAGAUGUUUCCGAAUGUUCUGAAGAUCAAAUCAGUUCUUGGUUUGAACCACUAAGAGAAACAAAACAAAGUCAGGAUGGACACGAGUCUGUGCAGUGCUCUGCAAACCACAGUGAUGAACUGUCUAAUGCCAGUCGGCUGUGGAGCCUUCAUCUUCAUCAGGACGGCUGCCUGAAGUCCACAAACCCACACAACCAAGAGCGGCCUCACAUGCACCCGUGAACGCUUCUCCUCCUCCUCCUUAAGCCUUAAUGAAGACUUUCUGAAGCUGCUGCUGUCAUUCUUGCAGAGUUCUCUGCAGGUUGUGGAAGUAUGAGGUCUGUGUGGACAGUCAAAAACUAGCAGGCCCAGUUCUUCCAUGACCACAAAGCUUUAUGCUGACACUUCAUUGUCACACAAAUAUGGGGAAAACGCCGCCGGUUGUGGCCUAAAUGCAGAUAUACUAAUGGAUUCUGUCACAUGCUCUUAGUUCUGCUGCAGAAAAACCAGAGGGACAGAUUCAAGCCAAAACAGCUGGAUGUGUUCAGAGGGAGUUGCAGCACCUGUGCGUGCUCAAGGGGGCGCCGCUCAGCUGUGUAAUCCUCCAGCGAUGCCUGCCUCAGGGGUUUUCAUAACGUAGUGGAGGUUUCAGCCGUGGUGGAACUGAGGUGUGAGCGUUUAAACUUUGACAGUUUCUGCUCAGCUGUUUGCUUCCAGAAACUUUUGAUGGAAAUAUUUAUGUCAGAUCUGGAUUUUGCAUCCUUAAAACCCAUCUCUAAAAAAAAGUGCCAUUUUUUUCUGAAAUUUUUGUAUUAUUUGACAGACACAGACAGAUUUUAGAUUAAAUUCCUUUAUACCUGAACCCCCCCUCCCUGCCUCCAUCGUUCUGAAGGUUACCUGCUCUCUGAAUAAGCGAUCAGGGAGAAGUCACCUUUGCACUUUUUUCUGUUUUCCUUUUUUCUCUGGAAUUAAAUUCUUGUUUUUAGAAACACUGAAGCUGAAUUCUUGUAAACGUGUCUGUCAAAGAUCAACACUAAUGAAAAACAGAUUUCAUUGCACUUUAAAAAAAAAGCUUUAUAUUUUUCUACACUGACUUUUUCAUGCUUUAAAUUGUUCUUUGAUAACUUUUCUAGUGUUAAUUCUUUAGGGCUGAAAUGAAUGUGAUUUUGCUGUGGGAUGAGGGCGUCUUCUCUCUUGCUGCAUUUUUAUUUUUUUUCAGCAUCUGUUUUUGAUUUGGGAUCUGGACCGUCAGUAAAAGCUCACAGAUGAUCAGAGGGUCUAAGCAUCUGCGUCACACUGAACGGGUGACGUUGUUUUCAUGGUGGGCGGGAUCUCACAUGAGGCUGGAAACUCAAAACAUUUCAGUUUGGGUUUGUCGGGUUCAUGAAAUGAUUCUUUGUUCAGCUGCUGCGGCUGAAGGUCACUCCAGCCUCAUCAGCUGCACGUCACUGUGCCUUCAGAAAGUCUCACGGCUUCCCCAUCAAUCAAUAACCUUCCCCUCUUCUCCCGGAUGUGUGAACAUCCCAUAAUAACUAUGUGGAAUCUGCAAAUUAGGACACAGCUUCAGUCUUGAAUGAGUGUUGGGUGUUUAUUGUGCCAACAAACUGCAAUUUUUUCAUGCUUUGUACAUCAUAGAUGCAGAUUCUGAAGAAAAUAAUGAACAAUAAAUAUAAGUGUCUGUGGAGGGGGGGGCUCUGGGGGAUCCAGCUGUGACAUGUGUUGUUGGAGUCCCAUGUUUGGAUGCUUUGGAUGGUCCGUCUGUUUCUGCUGCAGCUGCGGUGUUGUGCAUCCUUCAAGUGCCUCAAACAUGUAUCAUCACAGAGACUGAAGAUGUUGGUGAACUGUUUUAUUUAGGACUGUGAAGCAGAGGAGCCCAGUUUGUCCGGAGGCUGAUUUUACAAUGGACAUUUAUUUUAAGACACUGUUUUAAAAUGUAAACAAAUGAUUAAAAAGAAGUCCAAAAACCA
Molecule: messenger RNA, 5382 nt
Organism: Oryzias melastigma (Indian medaka)
Lineage: Eukaryota; Metazoa; Chordata; Actinopteri; Beloniformes; Adrianichthyidae
Gene: ripor1
Product: RHO family interacting cell polarization regulator 1
Exons: 23
Coding region: 310-3282 (990 amino acids)
Source: RefSeq, a predicted model, not a curated record